AUGGCGGCUGCCGAGCCCAAGCCCCCCGCGGGGGUGGCCGCGGCCCGGCGCCUGGCCCGGGGCUGCUGGUCCGCGUUCUGGGACUACGAGACGCCCAAGGUGAUCGUGGUGAAGAACCGGCGCCUGGGCGUCGUGUACCGCUCGGUGCAGCUGCUCAUUCUGCUCUACUUCGUGUGGUACGUGUUCAUCGUGCAGAAGAGCUACCAGGACAGCGAGACGGGCCCCGAGAGCUCCGUCAUCACCAAGGUCAAAGGCAUCACCUUGUCCGAGCACAAAGUGUGGGACGUGGAGGAGUACGUGAAACCCCCCGAGGGGGGCAGCGUGUUCAGCAUCAUCACCAGGAUAGAGGUCACCCCUUUCCAGAGCCUCGGAACCUGCGCCGAGAGUAUGAGGGUCAACAGCGCCACCUGCGACUCGGACGAGGACUGUGUGGCUGGGCAGCUGGACAUGCUGGGAAACGGCUUGCGAACCGGGCGCUGCGUACCUUACUACCACGGGUCCUCCAAGACCUGCGAGGUGACCGGCUGGUGCCCGGUGGAAGACGGGGCCUCAGUCAGCCAGUUUCUCGGUAAGAUGGCCCCCAAUUUCACCAUCCUCGUCAAGAACAGCAUCCACUACCCCAAAUUCCAGUUCUCCAAGGGCAAUAUCGAGCACCGGAAGGAUGGCUACCUGAAACACUGCACAUUUCAUGAGGUCUCUGACCUCUACUGCCCCAUUUUCAAGCUGGGCUACAUCGUGGAGCAGGCAGGGGAGAACUUCACGGAGCUGGCACACACGGGUGGUGUCAUUGGGGUCAUUAUCAACUGGGACUGUGACCUGGACCUGUCGGCAUCAAAGUGCAACCCCAAAUACUCCUUUCGGAGGCUUGACCCCAAGCACGUCCCAGCUUCAUCUGGCUACAACUUCAGGUUCGCCAAGUAUUACAAGAUAAAUGGCAGCACCACCCGCACACUCAUCAAAGCCUACGGGAUCCGCAUUGACAUCAUUGUGCACGGACAGGCAGGGAAGUUCAGCCUGAUCCCCACCAUCAUUAACCUGGCCACUGCGCUGACCUCCAUCGGGGUGGGCUCCUUCCUGUGCGACUGGAUCUUGCUAACAUUCAUGAACAAAAACAAGGUCUACAGCCAUAAGAAAUUCGACAAGGUGUGUACCCCAAGACACUCCUCAGGUAGCUGGCCUGUAACCCUGGCCCUUGUUUUGGGCCAGGCCCCUCCCCCACCCUAUCCCUGCUCCACAGACCCCGGGGAGGCAGGCCAUCUUCAGGGUGAAGGGCAGAGCCAGGAAGGAGCUGUCCCACCCCCACGACCUCGCCCCACCUCCGCCCCAUCUGAGCAGAUGGUGGAUGCUCCCAGCCGGGGUGCAGGACCAGGGCUCUGUGCCUCCCAGCCUUCCCAACAGGACUACACACUCACAGAUGCCCGAGGUUUGGCCCAGCUCUGAGCCCACUCCCACCUUCCGCCAUGCUGCACCAGAGACCUGGGCCUGUCCGGGCCCCUGAAGUGUGUGGCCCUGAGACAGCUCCCAGCUACCCUGGCAGCACGGCUGGGACCUUGGACCUGGGCACUGCCCACACCCUCAACACUGCAUCUCAGCAAAACCAGCAGCCAAAGGACCCCCAAGCAAAUGGGAUGACAUGAGGGGAUGGCCCUCCAUCCCGUCCCGCAACUGCCCAGGGGCCUGUAGGGGCGAGUGCCCACUUGCACCUCUACCUCCUCCCCACCCACCCACCACUACCCUGGCCCUUUGCUCGCCUUGUAGCCAAGA
Camelus dromedarius (Arabian camel) is the source of this 1764-nucleotide messenger RNA. It is a transcript of the gene P2RX2, whose product is annotated as purinergic receptor P2X 2. Gene Ontology annotation, cellular component: plasma membrane; signaling receptor complex; nuclear inner membrane. Gene Ontology annotation, molecular function: extracellularly ATP-gated monoatomic cation channel activity; ATP binding; purinergic nucleotide receptor activity. Bases 1 to 1440 code for a protein of 479 amino acids. Gene Ontology annotation, biological process: response to ATP; calcium ion transmembrane transport. The transcript is spliced from 11 exons. The record is from RefSeq and is a predicted model, not a curated record. Lineage: Eukaryota; Metazoa; Chordata; Mammalia; Artiodactyla; Camelidae.